This is a messenger RNA of Cadophora gregata, 1827 nucleotides long. RefSeq names its product Vacuolar protein sorting-associated protein 17 (gene VPS17). The coding region runs from base 1 to 1827 and encodes 608 amino acids. Gene Ontology annotation, molecular function: phosphatidylinositol-3-phosphate binding. Gene Ontology annotation, cellular component: endosome; retromer complex; retromer, tubulation complex. Gene Ontology annotation, biological process: intracellular protein transport; retrograde transport, endosome to Golgi. The transcript is spliced from 4 exons. The record is from RefSeq and is a predicted model, not a curated record. NCBI's taxonomy places the organism in Eukaryota, Fungi, Ascomycota, Leotiomycetes, Helotiales, Ploettnerulaceae.
AUGGACUAUUCUUCAUCUAUUCAUGAUGCUGAUAAUCCAGCAGGAGCAUCGCCAUGGGGCUCAUCGCCGGUACCAUCACCUCAGCAUGCGCGAACAAGCUCCUUUCCAACCUCUGGCGAUGUGCCCCCCUCCCCAACUCCUUACAACCCAAAUGCACAAGCUGCGGGAUACUCGAACGAGGAUAUAAUAGGUGGAGGGGGCUAUCAGAGACCUGAGAGCAGUACCGGGACAAACUCUGUGACGGAGAGCGAAGGGCGCAGGCCAGAUACCGUCGAAUCGGUCCGGAGCCAGACCGAGCAGCAGCCGUUUCUUGCUGGCCAACAGGAGCAAGCGCCGGCACAGCAGCAGUAUCAGGCACAACCUCAUAGAGCAGAGCCUCAAAGAUAUCAUUCUAGCGCGCGACAACAGCAGCAACCUCAGGCGCCCCAAUACAAGCUACAAGCAAAGAUUACAGGCCUAGAGCGAACUGGAAGGAAGGAUCCAAUUCUGAGGUUUGAUAUUCAUACCAACCUCCCCAAGUUUAGAACUACACAAUUCCGAGAUGUCCGUCGAACACACUCCGAAUUUAUCAAGCUCGCCGAUCACCUCGUAUCAUCCAACCCAGAAGCACUUGUUCCAGCAGUCCCCCCCGCGUUAACGUCUGCUGGUGCUGGUACGGACGAAGAUGAAGCUCGAGUAAAGGCAUCCCUUCAGCGAUGGCUAAACUAUGUUUGCGCGAACGAAGUGUUGAUGAAAGAUGACGAGAUGGUUCUCUUUGUAGAAAGCGAUUUUGGAUACAGCCCGAUGUUAAAAAGAAAGCAGCCAGCGACGGGCGUGCGUAGACGGGUCAUCAAGCAAUUUGCACCCCCUCCCGAUGAUACACCAGAGCUACAAGAUGCACGACCUAUCGUGAAGCUUUUUUACCUUGGUACCAUGGAUGCAGGUCACAAGGUUGAUAAGCUUGUCAAGGCUCGAAGGGGUGUUGGUCUUGCUGAGUCCGAUUUCGGUGUCAAGAUUGGUGCCAUGAGCGUUCAAGAACCCCAUUCAGGACUUGCCAAUGCUUAUCGCAAGCUUGGAAAGACCAUUCAGACUACAGGAGACUUCCACGCCGCUCAAGCCACUGCUGAAGCAACCACGAUCGGUGACCCCCUGCAAUAUCAUUCUCAGGACGCAUUCAUCGUCAAGGAGACCCUCACAAAUCGUCAUAUUCUCUUGCGCGAGCUAUUACAGGCUCAGCAAUUAACUCGGAGCAAGCUGAAUGCUGCAGAUAGAUUGAAGGCAAGCUCGUCUGUUCGACGGGAAAAAGUCGACGAAGCAAUUUCCGCAUUAGAUGAAGCUCGAAGUAACGAGCUUUAUCUUGUGGGUAAAACACAGCGGGUGACUGCAAAUCUACUGCAGGAGCAGCGUCGAUGGUUUGCACGGACGGCAGCGGAUUUGAGACUCAGCAUCCGGGAAUAUGUGAUUCGCGAAAUCGAAGCUGAGAGAAGAACUUUGGCAACACUUGAAAGUAUCAGGCCCGACAUCCGGGCAAUCGAUUCUUCCGGUGGUCUUUCACGACUAGGCAGGGAGAAUGUAGGACGGAGAGCCAGUCUGGCGACUAGUCAAGGCAAGAACGGGGAUAGCUGGUCAGGCGUCCCUCGUCGCCCAGAUGUGCUCAGCAGAAGUAUUUCAGGCAGCUUCAUGUCAAAUGUGCCAGAGGAAAAUGAGCAAGACGGCCAGGGUCCCAAUCGGGCUAGAGCUCUCAGUGGUGCGAGUGCUGGUGGGCUCAAAGACGUCAAGGAAGAGGAUGAUGAGGACAGAGUUGACGCCAGAAAUGCCGCUGCUCGUCUCGCGACCUCGUCGUUCUAG